Fibroporia radiculosa is the source of this 2259-nucleotide messenger RNA. RefSeq lists its product as uncharacterized. The transcript is spliced from 10 exons. Bases 1 to 2259 code for a protein of 752 amino acids. Gene Ontology annotation, molecular function: protein binding. Lineage: Eukaryota; Fungi; Basidiomycota; Agaricomycetes; Polyporales; Fibroporiaceae. Gene Ontology annotation, cellular component: transcription repressor complex; nucleus. Gene Ontology annotation, biological process: negative regulation of transcription by RNA polymerase II. The record is from RefSeq and is a predicted model, not a curated record.
AUGCCGCAACGAGUGACGGAGAGUUCGCGUUGGCCUGCAUUGGGCCUGCAAGUGAAGUAUCCGCCACAACCUGUAUCUUGCGCACAUCUACCAGCUGCCCCUUCAACCGGCACCGCAACACCUUUGCGGGCCAGUAGUGGCAUGGCUUACUCCAGCAGAGCCCAGGACAAGAAACGUGAGCACCGUCCGCCUCCUCUGGCCGAAGCAUCGUCUUCUAGUAGGCUCGACGUCGUAUCCAAGGCAAUCCUGGCUCCGUUCACUCACAGGAAACAUGAUUCCACGAAGAUGCUCGCGGAACUGGCCCCCGUCAUCAUGACGCCCCGCAUGAUGAAUGCCGCAACAAUCUCUGGAAAGUCUCGCGCAUCGCUCGGUGGUUCCAGCGCGCGCAUGGACUUCGCGACGCUCGGGCGUGCGCCUCUGCAGAUGACGCUCGGCAGACGACGAGUGACCUCGCGUGACUUGCAAAUCGUUGAGGCGACGGACGAGUUGCUCGGCCAGGAUGUGCCUGAGCCGGAUGGCGUCGCUCAAAAUGUCAGUCUGUUGCGGGGCUUCAACGCGACAAUUCCAAGCGCAGAGAAGAGUCGCAUCCGACGGAGACAAACUCGCAAUGUGGACACGCCGAGGCUGGGACUGAAGAAAUUGGGGAUGGGUGCGAGAGGGAUGCUGGCCGACGAUGACGACCAUGAGGGUGAGAGUGUGGCAAGUGAAGAUGACGUGGUAGUCGUCUCGAGCGCGGAGACACGAGGCCGAAAAAGCAAGGCUAAGCGGAGAGGUAGGCAAAGUCUGAGUGCGGGCAAAACGUUCGGUCGGGACGAGCUAGUUCGGCAGACUCAGGAGAUUAAGCGUGAUAAGGAGAACCUCCAUGUCCGGAGAACCCUUAUUAACAACGAGAUCACGGAGAUUACUAACAAGAUCGACGCUCUGGAUGCUAUGCGGGUUAAGCUGGAGCAGGAUUUGCUCAAACUGCAAGAGGAUGAGCUUGAGUUGGACGACGAGCUCGAAGGUGUGAAAGAGCGGCUGGAACUGGAGGAGUCUACGAGUCGAACACGGGGUGUCACACAUCCAGAACAUGUUCUGCAGAGUUCACGCAGACGGAAAGGACCUGCCUUCUUGCCGUCAGAACAUGACGAACUCCCUCCAGGCGUGGCCUUCAUGACGUUGGCUGGACAUUCGACGCCGAUCACAGCUCUUGACUUCUCAGAGCCGUAUGGGACUCUGGUUAGUGCAUCCCAAGAGGAUUCAGAACCUCGCGUAUGGGAUCUUCUGACUGGAGACGAGGUCGGACGUCUCCGAGGGCACAAGGGGACAGUCAAGUGCAUCCAGGUGGAAGACCACGUAUGUUUGACAGGUGGCGAGGAUGGUACAGUCAGGCUCUGGGACCUCCGAAGAGUUGACGAAGAUGAGGACUGGGAGGGUGAGAUGCUUAGUUUGAGUGAUGUUGCAGAAGAAGAUGAGGAUGACGAGAGGCCGAAGACAAACGGAAUUCGUUCCAGUGUGAGCAAGCCUUCCAGUGUUGCUGAGAGGAAUGGGCCGUGUGUACGGGCGUUAGAAGGGCACACCAAAGCUGUAUCAGCACUUUAUUUUGAGGACGAGUGCCUGGUUACUGGCGCCUCGGAUAAGACGAUGCGGCAAUGGGACCUCAACACUGGGCAAUGCGUCAUGACCAUGGAUAUCCUUUGGGCGAUCUCGCAUGCGCCAUCGCCGGCUCCGGGUGCCCCGUUGCUGAACCACUUGUUCCCUGGUGCCGCAGCGGCAGCUGGCUCAUUUUCUGUUCCCAUGCCUCCGUAUGCAGAUGGAAGUUGGAACAUGUACCAGGACUUUGUUGGCGCAGUGCAGUUCUGGGGAUACGCGCUCGUCAGCGGUAGCGGAGACAGUGCUGUACGAAUGUGGGACAUGCGGACCGGCCAACCACAUCGUACACUGCUGGGUCACACUGGGCCCAUUACCAGUUUGCAAUUUGAUGAGCUACACGUGGUCAGUGGUAGCCUCGACAAAUCGAUUCGGAUAUGGGACCUACGAACAGGUGGCAUCUUCGAGACCCUCAAGUACGAUCACGCUGUCACUGCGCUGCAAUUCGAUACGAGAAAGAUCGUCGCAGCGACAGGGGAUAACGGCGUCAAAAUAUACAACCGUACAAGUAUGCAACAUUCCACGCUCAUGAUCAAUGGACACACGAAGCCCGUGGAAAGGCUUCGAUACAUGGAUCGAUACCUUGUUUCCGGCGGACAUGAUUCCACAGUCAAGAUCUGGGCUCUAUGA